Molecule: messenger RNA, 3688 nt
Organism: Lytechinus variegatus (green sea urchin)
Lineage: Eukaryota; Metazoa; Echinodermata; Echinoidea; Temnopleuroida; Toxopneustidae
Product: peroxisome assembly protein 26-like
Exons: 6
Coding region: 425-1366 (313 amino acids)
Biological process (GO): protein import into peroxisome matrix; protein import into peroxisome membrane
Cellular component (GO): peroxisomal membrane; peroxisome
Molecular function (GO): ATPase binding; protein-containing complex binding
Source: RefSeq, a predicted model, not a curated record
CCUUGAUUAGCUUCGGAUAUGUAAGCUAGCGCUCUACUCUACUCCUGUACAUGUAGCGGAAUGUUAAUGAAAAUUGCAAUCUACCGUAUAUGUUGCUGGCUGUUCCAUGUUGAGGUGUCGACGCUAUAACGUUAGAGCUGACGAAAUGAAAAAAAUAUAUUUGCUCGACAAUGAAACUAGAAACUAUAUGUUUCUGAUUUCUCAGCUUAAGAUUAAGAAAGACAGAAGGUGGAAUUCAGCAAACCAUGAUAAACUGCCAUUGAAGAAUAUUGUCCACAGUUUAGUAGGAACGGUGAUACGUGCAACUUCACUCCAGAUACCUCUUAUUGGACACUUGUCUAUCAUGUGAACAUCAAUACAAUACUGUUGGUUGUAAUGAGACACUAUUUGCAGGCCACUUCUUCAUUUUGUUUAUAAACUGGAGAUGGACAUAGGGAUGGCUCGUGAAGGUCACCAGGUCGACGGGGUGAAGAUUCUCCAGGCUGCCAAUGAUUUGCUUCUCUUUCGACGUCAUGAGGAGGUGCUGCGGGUGUGUAGGUUAGGUGUGGAUAGGAAUCAGGAGGUUGUUUUUCCUCGUAUUGGAGAGCAAGUGUCUAGAAGUAGAGAUGGGACUGACAUCCAGAAUGGACUAUCAGAUGAAAAUGAACAGAAUCUGAAGAAAAUGCACAAAGAUGCCAUGAGGGAAUAUCUAGAAUCGAUGUGCAUACUUGCCAUGCAGGCAUACGCUGAGCUGGAUAAAUGGGACCAAGCAUUACCAUUUCUCUUGUCUUGUUAUGGAGAUAUCUCAAAGCUUCCUCCAAGGAUUGUAUUAAUGUGCAUAUUACUAUUCAGCAAAGUUCGGAACUUUGGUGAAGCGGAGUCGUUCUCGUCUCAGUGGCUCAAGACCCAGAAUGGCUGGUCCAUCAACCAGUAUUGCUCAGUCCUUGAAACAUACAUCAAGAGGGUUUAUAUCUCCCAGGGGCAGUGGAAAGCUGCCAGGGAGUACAUAGAAACUAACACUGUAUUGAGUCCAGAUAGGAAGAUGAGGUACUUGAAAUACUUGGCAGAACUGCAGCAGCAAAAGGAGAGUAGUUCCACCAAUGGUUGUAAAAAUGACAAGCAUUCACAACCUGGUAACAUUUUGCUGAGCCUGUUUCAGAAGCUGCGCUCAUUCUUUGUGUCCCGCUUGAGCCCAUCAUCAUCCCAUGGAUUACACCGGAUUCAGAACCUUGCCCUUAUCAGUGUCUUCCUCUACCUAUUAUUAUUUAGGACAAAUACAAGUAUUCCUACUGGUGCUUCCCAGGCCAAUGCUGUGUGGGGUAGUUUAGUGGGUGUGUGGCGAUCACUGUUUGCUCCUUUCCAUGUCAUGGUCCAGGAAGCCCAAUAGAGGGAGCAUUACGAGAACUGUAGCCUUGUACUUGGAACUAUUGUGGUUGUCCCCACUUGUGGUACCUGCUGUAAACGGUUUUGACCCACCCAUGGUCCAGCCCACCUGUCCUGUCUUUAGAUCUCUGGAAAUGAUUGGAACUGGUCAAUAUUCAGUCCAGUAUUCUGAGAUUGGAUUGAUGUGUGACCCCAAGCUAUGUACAAAUAUUUGUUAUGGGAUGUACUACUACAGGUACUAAUUAUGUGUUCUUGAAAGCAAGGCAAGUGAAAUAGUGGAGCCUCAUGAAUCCAUCUUGUCAAAUAUAAUGAGACUAUUGUGUGUGAUACACCCUUGCUGAACACAUCAACAUUAUACACUGUAUCACUGUGCAUUUCAAACUACAGUUGAGGAUAUACCUAAAAUAAGUAAGGAUGCUAACUACAUGAAACUUAUAUUUUGUGGAUAAUUGAAAAACUAGCAAUGCUCUCACCAUACUUAUAAAGAGUAAGAGAAAACUCAACAAAAGCAAGAACUGCAAUGUGACCAAGGACGGCCAGAAACUUCUCACUUUCAAUAUUUAUGGAGUUUGGUGAUACAGUGUGGUGUCAAGAUUUCAAGUCACUCAUGCAAUGCAGCCUUUAUCAAUGCCGACUUGUAUCUUUACAGGAUAUAGUUGAAAUGGAUACAGCACAAAAAUUUGCUUCAUAGUCUGUCAAAUUGUCAUUUACUAAAUGAUUAAUCCUGUCUAUUCAGAAAUUUAAUUCUGUUUUAAUUGCUAGUCAGUUGGGGGGAUGCACUUUCCUCCCCUAUUUUGAGAUGAAUAUAAUGUACAUGCUUAAUGUAUAUAGAGGGGUAAUGGUACUCCCCUUCCUCCAGGGUAAUAUAGUCCUCUCUAUCCUACUGCUUCCAUUAUUUAGCCAAAGACAAAACAUGCUGACCCAAAUUCGGCAAAGGGUCCAAAUCAUUGGUAGUUAUACCUUUGUGAACAUGCUACAGUGAAUUAUUUGCCUUUGGUAUUGGAUAUAAUUGUUUAUCAUGAUAUACUUUGCUGUCUCUUAAGGGGCCAGGUUUAAACCACCGCAUGUUAUGAAUUCUGUGAUGGAUUUCACCCCUAAGGAUUGGACAGAACAGAAUUAGGCAUUCACAAAGCUUAAGUUAAUUGUAGGCUACAUGAAAAACAGCUUCUAAAACUAUGAAAUGACAUCGCAAUUCAUUUAUUCUGAUUGCUCCUUCCUUUCUUUUAUUUGUACUCGACGUAACCAAGAAUAAAAACUUAUGUAAGUUUGUUUGUCUGUCAUCUUUGCUGUAUGUAAAUGUAGACAUGUAUAUCUGGGAAAUGUAUGAAAGUACUUUUCAAAGUCAGUUGGCAGCAGUAGCUCAGAGGAUAUGUAAGGUAUUUGAUACACGUAUUUUCUUCUUCUUGUAGGUAUUUAAGAAAAUAAAAUGCUCAAAGUGUACAGAAUGUAAAUAGUAUAGAGAAUACAUUUACAAUCAUAAUGGCUAGUUUUGUACGUGUGCAGUUAUCAUGUAAUUAUUAUACAAACAAAUCUCUUUUAUAGCAAGAAAACAUUGUCUUUCCUUUAGAGCCAUACAUGUAAGAACUGUUGGUUUUAUCAUCCUUGUAGCCCCUGUGGCCAUCGUCCUGCAACUUAUCCCCUUUUAGUUUGGCGCAUGAUUAAAUAUGCCCUCUAUUGACAAAACAGGAAAAAAUUGAAUAGUAUGGAACUUGCAAAAGGCUUAUUAUUCACUUACACAUGAUAAUUAGUCUGUUUGAGCGUGACUAUCUACAUGUAUUGUGAAGAAGUUUUACAUUUUGCAUUCAUUAUGAAUCAUGAUAUGUUGUACAAUGAAGUGGGAAAUUAUGAAACUUAUAAAGUUAUUAUUAUAAUAAUACUUGACAAUGAGGAGGACAUGCAUUUUUAUUUCAUUAGAAAAGAAAAACAUGAGUUACAAUUACUUGAAACAUAAAUUUUGAGCGUACAAAAAAAAAUCUUACUUUCAGAUUUUGAUUAUUCAUAUUCCUACAUUGGUAAACAAAGGAAUGCAGGGUAUGUCUGUUUCAUGAAAUGAUAAAUUAUGUAGGUUAUCCUCCAUUGGCAUUGAAUACAAGUACUAUUACAAUUGAUUUAACAACACAUACUCAGUUAUAAUUUGUGACCAUACUGUUCAGGUUUAACUUAAAAUGUCACAAUGAAAUCAUUAUUGCAUCAAAUUCUAAAUCAGUGUGAUCGUUUUCUGGUACUAAUCCAAAUCACAAAAUUUAAUGAUUUAUUUGUUGAUAUGUUUUGUUUUGCUUGCAUGCACAGUUAUCAAUAUCCAAAACAGUACAUUUUAGAGUCCACU